AUGGUUGAGAACGAUAACGAAGCUGUAUAUAUGAGGGUUCAUCUACACUACAAUGGUGUAUUUGUUCCACAUCCUUAUGGAUAUGUUGGUGGGAAUUACUUCCUCUUCACUGAUGUUGAUUGGCUAGGGAUUUGUCCCAUUGUAGAUGAUUUGGAUUUUGCCCAGUUUAUAGAUACCAAAAAUGAAUACGGGGAAAUCUCAAUUUAUGUUGGUCAUAAUGGGAAUGGGUUGGAGGAAUGGUGGGAUGAUGACAUGAAUCUGGUUGUUAAUGAAGAUAAUGAAAGUGGACUUGAAGAUGAUUGUAUACCUAGAAAUGAAGGAAACACUACCCCUGAUGAAACCCAUCCCAAUGUAGGUCUUGAAGAUGAAGUAAUUGACAUUGUCAAAAUACCAUUGAACAAGACGAAUGGGGAUGAGUUUCUUAGGAGGGCAUGUGUUGCAGUGGAGAAUGGUCUUUCUGAGAGCUUAAUUGUAGUAAUUGUGGACGCCAGAAGGAAACCAAUAAUCACUAUGUUGGAGGAGUUGAGGUUAUAUAUCAUGGAGAGGAUGUUUAACUUGAAACACAAGAAAUGGACAAAGGAUGUAAGCCCUAUAAUAAGGAAGUUACUAAAUGGUUUAAAGAUUGAAUCUAGGUACUGGAAAGUGCUCCCAAGUGGACUAAACAAGUUUGAGACAAGAAAUGAAGAUCAAGCUUAUGAUGUGGAUCUUGACAACAGGACAUGUUCUUGUAAGUUUUGGCAACUAAAUGGAUAUGGGUGUGCCCAUUUAGUUGCUACAAUCUUAUUUCUGAAUAAGGAUGUGGACACAUAUAUGGAUCCUAUUUUCAGUAGUUCAAACUACAAUAAAACAUACUUGAAUAAUAUCUUGCCUAUGAAUGGUAGUAACAUGUGGUCAGAGACAUCGUUCACCCUACCCUUACCUCCCCAAAGAAGGAGGAUGCUUGGAAGACCUGCAAAAGAAAAAAAGGAAGAGAGAUGUGACAGAGAAAAUGGGUAA
Molecule: messenger RNA, 996 nt
Organism: Lactuca saligna
Lineage: Eukaryota; Viridiplantae; Streptophyta; Magnoliopsida; Asterales; Asteraceae
Source: the annotation of a GenBank genome assembly